AUGGCGAAGAUUUACAAGGAUACCAGGGUCGACCUCCGACCAUUUUCGCCCACCACUGUUGCUAAUAUCCACGUUUCCCCGGAGAGCGCGGUUCGACGGACACGCUUUUCGAUCUCAUCCACACCCACACCCGAUCACGAACUCCCCAUCGCGAAAGACGAAGACGAAUUCUCCAGACGCUACCUUGCGACACAAGGAACGGUCUAUUUCCGCAAGCGCAGAACCUACCCAAGAACGUUCGUGUGGAGAGUUGUCAAUGACAACCAGGUCUUAGAGAUUCAAUGCGCGGAUCUCACCAAGGCUGGCUCGGAGCAAUUCGAGUACAAUGUGACCCUUCGAUUGAACUUCCCGGACCAGAUUCUCCCAUCGGGUGUUGCGCUGGCGGACCAUGAGGACCAUGAGAUUCUCAGUGUUUUUGUGAUUACGGCCUCGAAACAACUACACACAUUCUCGCUUCGCCCGGAGUUCUUCAGAAGACCUGACUCAAUUGACGAGAAUGUGUCGGAUUGGUGCAAGACAUGUGUCCCUGCACCUCUCUCCUUUUCCCACCCUCACCGACUACACGCCAGCAGCCCGCUCGAGCUAUUCAUCUCCCUCGACAAUGGUGCCCUUUUGCGACUGACUCGGAGAGCUGGGGAUGACGGCUCACAUUGGACCCCAUUGACAUUCGACGAACGAACCUGGGGUGCCUCAAUCCGUGGCCUCGUGAAAUGGAACGUACCCUCCUCGCUUCGACACGACGGACGAAACCUCGACUUGAAUACGGCCAAUGCCAUCACCACGACUUCUGACGAGACCUAUGUUUUCGCGAUUUGUCUGAAUCAUACAUUGAAGAUCUGGAAUCUGGCCACGAACAAGUUGGUCGCAACAAAGGACCUUUUGGGCCGUCCAGUUGAUCCUGAUGUCCCUCCAUAUACCCUGAACCCUGCCGAAACCUCUUUUAUUCGGGUAUUCAAUGCAGAGAGAGCUAUGGAUGGAGGCCAUCGCUUUUACGUGGUGACAUACUCUCCAUUUGAGGAUGGACGGUUCAAGUUCUGGGCUGUGAAGGGAGGCCUUACAUCUGAUUUGGUUAUCGAGGAUCUUUACGCAGAGGCAAUCUUCCGGCCAAUGGAUCCUGAUGUCACAGGAAAUAUGUUCUGGAACAUCGCUGAUUUCCAAGUAAAGCCCAUGGAUGAAGGCAAGGGCAUGGAGAUGUGGGUGCUUUGGAGAAACCAUGGACUCUAUCAGCUAUACACUCUUCACUUUGAUCUCCAAACCUUGGUGACCGACUGGGAAAGCAAUUGGGUCUCGACAACAUUUGAGGCUCAUCGACAACAGCAACUGCCUCCUCCAACUAUGGAUGAUGUCGUGGAUCCGACAGAACGAUGGCUGGAAUAUCUUAUGCACCCGAAUCGAUACUUGCCAGAAGUUCUUCAGACUGCCUUGUCCAUUUAUCAGGAAGCCCUCAAGCCUUUGUCAUCUACAUCAGCCGGUGUUCUGAAGAAGGAUGUGCCACUAGCAGAAAGAUUGUGUUCUACGAUCACAGCCACAGUUUCUCUACGUAAAUAUGCCGAGGACGAGAUGGGAUAUAGUCGGUACCGAACAGACACAGAUGCAAAGUGGCGUCAAUUCUGGCAGGUUGCGGACGAUCUCAAUAAGCGCAGAUUUGAGCCGGUGUCUCUGGCCUACGAUUCAUACUUUGAAAUGCCGUGGAUUCUUCUAUCCGAUGCUUGUGCUGUGAUUCGGGAAUGCAAUACCACCGAAUUACUUACGCACAACUCCGGUGCGGAACUUGCUGAGCAAAAGCCCAAGAUCGCUGAUCGUUGGAGACAUCGCAACUUGAGUGCCGAACUUGGAAACUUGUACGAGCAAGCAUCAUCGCUGGUUAAGGUUGCUGCAAACUUCCGGAAGCGAUUCUCUGCAGAGCUUGAUGCCGCUUGCCGGGCUGCUCUCGACAUUGAGAUCUAUAAUGAGCCAUCCUCAUCAAUCACCGACCGCAUGGACGCAUUCCGUGAGCGCUGUGAGUUUGCGGAUAAAAUCUCCAACAAGACCUUUGAUGGCCUAGUUACAGCCUUAAAUGAGAAUUUAGAUGCCGAGAACUUACCUGGGGACGCUUUUUAUGCCAUCAUUGAGACUGUUCCUCUUGGAUUCAAUGGCAAGGACUCAGAGCUCCUUUCAACCUCAUUUGGUGCACGAGUCCUUGUCAGUGGUUCCCUCGAGACUAUUCUCUUGAAUCGUCGCAUUCUCUACGAACUGUUAAUUCUGGUCUCAUUUGUGGAUGGGGAGAUUGAGCAGGGAGGGCGCUCUAACUUUGACGGUGCUGGCCUAUUUUCUGCUCUCAUCAAUAUUCUUCGCGAGUACGAAAUGAUGUACUGGCUGAGCUCAAAUGUCCGAACGCGCGCCGAUCAGCCUACAGACACUCGCGCAGAUACCUCAACACCAAUUUUCUCUUUGAAGGAUUCUAAAUCAAAGACCAAAAACCAAAGGACGGUGACUAUCCUCGAGGAUCUAUUCGUCAGAGACAUCAAGCCACGUCAAGCAAUUGGGUUGCCCCAGAGCUAUACACUGACUCUGGGGAUUCGGGAUGUCCUGGCUUGGGUCACCCGACCUGGUGAGGUUACAUACGCGAAUGCAUUGGCCUAUAUUCAGUGCGAUCUCAUUGCGAAGAAUAAUAUCGAUCUCGCGUGGGAUUUCCUUCGUUUCCAAGCGAGCACAUCCUGGGCGACUUACGUCAAGGGACGUUUGCAUGUUGCGAUGUCAGAGUUUGACACUGCUGCCAUUUACUUCCGGAAGGCAGCAUACCUGCUUUCUUGUGGCAAACCCCUGGGUAACCUCCAUGAAAUGUCCUCGACGCUUCUGGACCUUGUAUCGGUGAACUGCUUCCACAACGGCAUUCCCAAAUAUUACCAGCAUAUUCUUUCCGUAUUCGAACGAGUUCGGUCCUUCUCGCAUGUCGCUGACUUUGCCAGCCUGGCGCUGCAGGCCCUCGACUCUGAAGCAUGGGCUGAGCAGGAUCCCGAGUACUCAAGUAUGCGGACAGACCUACUUUCUCGACUGUUCCAUGCAUCUCUCAAGACCUGCCAGUUUGACCAGGCGUACUCCGCUUUGGCCCGAUACCAGGAUCUUGCUCUACAGAGAUCCGCUCUCAGUUCACUUGUCUCCACCAUUCUCACUGUCUCCGGACCUGGACGCACAGGUCUCAAGCAAAUCCUCCGCUUCCCUACCUCUCUCGUACCCAACAUUGCUUCAUACGUCGAUGAAAUCCUCGUUUCACUCGCCCGCAAACAAAAUUCCUUCCAUUCAUGGCUGGACAUUGACAACAAUGAGGCCGAGAGCUCGCCCGAUUACCACCGUAUCUUGCAAGCAUACCGCAUCUCUCGCGGCGACUAUCGCGGUGCGGCUGAAAUUGCAUACCGCAAUGUUCAACGUCUACGUCAAGCCAGAGAUACCCCCUCCUCCGCUGUUGUCCGUGGCAAGAAUCAAGUCGAAGAAGCUGUGCCUGAAGAUGAUCAAGAGAGUAAAGAAAUCCGUCAUGAGUUGCUAUCACUGAUCAAUCUCUUGGCCUCGGUUGACAAAAGCGAGGCUUACAUUCUUGUCGAGAUCGGACCAUUGGCCUCCUCUGGUCUGAUUGCUGAUUCUUCACACACCCGUAACCAAGGCCCCCAGGCCGACAGUGACGGUAACGUUUUCAUGGAUGAUGCGGACAACAUGGGAUCACCCACCGCUUUCAAGACAAGAAGCCGUUCUGGUAGCGUUGCCUCAUCUACGUCUGUUGGUCGCCGCGGAAGUCGUUCCUCUAUCAGCAAUGUACGCAAUGGUGUGUCGUUCAAGCCUGCCACCGAACGCCCCCAGGAACGCGUGAUCGUUACACUUGAACAUCUGCGUCGUGAAUACCAGUCCGAACUGGAUCGUGUCAGUCGUAUUGAGCGUGGCGAUUGGGAGUUUGGUCUCCUUGAUGAAGAUGAGGAGGAGAUAGAUAACGAUGAAACGAUGAUUCUCUCGUAG
Messenger RNA from Penicillium longicatenatum, 3984 nucleotides. Its product is annotated as nucleoporin Nup120/160. Gene Ontology annotation, cellular component: nuclear pore. The record is from RefSeq and is a predicted model, not a curated record. NCBI's taxonomy places the organism in Eukaryota, Fungi, Ascomycota, Eurotiomycetes, Eurotiales, Aspergillaceae. The coding region runs from base 1 to 3984 and encodes 1327 amino acids. The transcript is spliced from 3 exons. Gene Ontology annotation, molecular function: structural constituent of nuclear pore.